CCUCCCAUUUGUAGAAAAAACACACACAUACACACACGCACAUCACAAGUCACAACUACUAGAACACAAGCACAGCAUCAUAGCAUACUAUACUAUGCAUUUCCAUUUCUCCUACCUCUCCUAUCUCUACAAAUCAAAGCUUAGCUAAACACAACAUCUCUCCACCUUAGCUAACCAAAAAAUGGCAUUUCUAUUUGUAGACAUUUUAGCCAAGAACAAAAGUAGAUUUGUACAAAUCUCAUGCAAAAUCCUAGAGCUUCUCCUUCUCUUGAUGGGCCUCGUCUCCGCCAUCCUCUUCCUCAAAGACGCCUUGAAUCUUCCUCGGUAUUGCAAAACCAUUUUCUCAACCGCGGCCGAAUUCUUGAGCUCCAUCAAAUGCUUCUUAUCCUCUUCCCCCACCACCGUCGUCGUCCUCAUGAUCCUCCUCAUAUUCGCCUCCUCCCGCCGCCAUCACCACCCAGAAACCACCACCAGCAACUAUAUUGAUAUAGAUAAAUUUGAUAUUGAUCUUGAAUUCCAAAUCGACCAUGAUCAUGAUCUUGAUCCUGACCAAGAUCAUGAUCAUGAUCAUGAUCAAUCACCCUUAAUCCUUGAACCGCCACCGCUCCCGCAGCCAUCUGCGCCGCCAAUUUGGGACAUCAUAGAAGUAACUCCACUGUUGCCGCCGCCAUCUGACGUGGUGCAGCCAAUCCUCAUCAGAGACAGCGACGCGACAGAUUGGUACGACGAUGAUGUCUCAAAUCAAGACAGAACUGUUGGGUUACAAACCCAUCCCAUAUCAGAUGUGCAGUCGACAGUCCUAACAAGUAGUACUAGCGCAGUAGCAACGAUUGAAAAAUGGAAAGGUGCGCUGAUCAUCCAAAAGGAGGCGGAGGAGAGAGAAGCGACGGAUCAAGAAGAGGACAACACGAUGGAUGCCACGUGGGAGGCCAUCAUUGGGGGAGGGAAGCCGAAGCCGAAGCCGAAGCUGAAUUCAAAGUCAAAGUCAAAGCCAAAGCAGAAUAAGAAAGGACUGAAGAAGAGUGAGACGUGGGAGGAGGCGGUGUCGCAGCGGCGGCGGCGGCCGAGGAGGCUGGACUCGGAGGAGGUGGUGCCGACGUCGCCAAAGUGGAGGGAGCUGAGGAAGGCGGAGACGUUCAACGACGCGGUGUCGGCGACGAGGAGAGGAGGGCUAGUGAGGAGAAUUCCGUCGAUGAGUCUCGAGGAGUUUAAUCAGAAAGUGGAUAGAUUCAUCAAGAAUUUCAAGGAGGGAAUCCAGCUGCAGAGGCAGGAAUCUUACCAGAGAUCCUUGGGUAUCAUCAACCAACGUGGCUAGUAGUAGCUAAAUUGAGUUGAUAUUGGGGUUGUUAAUCAUUACUUGAUUUGCAUUAUUGAUCAUGCAAUUCAAUAUAUUGGUAAAUAUAGUAAUCCGUUGCAGAUUGA
This is a messenger RNA of Salvia hispanica, 1422 nucleotides long. RefSeq lists its product as uncharacterized. The record is from RefSeq and is a predicted model, not a curated record. Lineage: Eukaryota; Viridiplantae; Streptophyta; Magnoliopsida; Lamiales; Lamiaceae.